UAGCCAUUUUUUCCUCAGCUCAAGCUCAAGAGCAAUGGACUCAUAACAUUAGUAGUAGAAAAAAUAUUAAAAACUUGUGAAUAUUUAUUUUUUUCUUUUUCUUAAUAAAAUCUCAUAAUUUCAAUUUCCACGGCGGCACAACCUACUUCGGCCGCCGUAUAUGGCGAAAGGUCGGAAAUUAACAACCAGCCGGAGUGAACGUUUCUUAGGAACAUACGGUUACUCUCACAACCAAAGUUCCGCCGCCGCAGCCGAUCCAUCGGAGCUCCGGGAAGAGGAUAUCUGGUCCACAGAUGUUGGUUCCGGUGAAGUUGACUUGAAUUUCUCCGAUGAGUGGGAAUCACCAAACGCUGAAACCGUUGAGAUAAUCGGCGGUGGUUCUGGCUCAUCGUAUCGGAACCGGCAUCGGAUUACUCAAAACAGCGAUGAACACCGUCAAUUAGGUGGUUUAUCACUUGCGUUCGAAGAUCCAGUGAAUUCCUCCACGGUGGCGACGGCGAGGAUUGUGCAUCAGUUUCGUGCACACGACGGCGUUGCGUCUUCGCCUUCGGCACGUGGACGGCACAUGGCGACAUCGUUGCCGGUGAACGUGCCGGAUUGGAGUAAGAUACUCCGAGUUGACUCGGUUGAGUCGUUACACGACGAUAGUUUCGACGACGAUGAUGAAUCGGAGAUGGUUCCGCCGCAUGAAUAUUUGGCGCGUAGCCGUAAGAAUGCAGCGAAAUCGGUUUUCGAAGGUGUGGGUCGAACUUUGAAGGGUCGUGAUUUGAGCCGGGUUCGUGAUGCUGUUUGGAGUCAGACCGGGUUCGAUGGUUGAAACUUGAAUAUCCGGUUCAGGUGGUGGUUUUUGAUUGUUUAAAAUGGUUCUUGUUUAUGUAUUUGUAAUUUUAGUUAAUUAAUGUUAUUGUUAUUAUUGUGGUUAAUUAAUUAAUUGUUAAUCAGAUUCCACUUGGUGGUUGUUUGAUUAAUAUAAAUUUGUUUAAUUAUGAUUAGAAAUGGUGGUUUAUGGGCAAUGAUUCGGUUGGGUGGACUUGGGUGAUUAGAGUCCAACUCAGUGGCCAGUGAGCCUAAUUAAGCAGCAAGCAAGUGCUAAACUGCUAAUUAGCAUGUAAUAAUAAUUGAAAUGGAAUUGUAAUUUAUGAUCAAGGUCAUUGUCUCAUAUGCUUAAGGUCACUUCAAGUUUGAUUUUGGAUAAUGAUUUAAUUCAGGUGAUUUUGGAUAA
Medicago truncatula (barrel medic) is the source of this 1222-nucleotide messenger RNA. RefSeq lists its product as uncharacterized. The record is from RefSeq and is a predicted model, not a curated record. NCBI's taxonomy places the organism in Eukaryota, Viridiplantae, Streptophyta, Magnoliopsida, Fabales, Fabaceae. The transcript has a single exon. Bases 161 to 817 code for a protein of 218 amino acids.